AUCAGUGUAUAUAUUCAUCUAUAAAGACUCAAUUUUAAAAAAAAAAUUAUUUGCAGAAAAUUUAAAUGUUUAGUGAAAAUUUAAAUGCUUAGUGGAUUUUCAAGAAUGAGGAUCCAAUGUAGUAUUGAUGGGAAAAUGUUCAGUUCUUUACCCCCUUUAACUCCUAUUUCACUCCCAUCUCCAAAGGAGAUACAUCUUUGGUAUGUGAUACCCAAUCAGGUUAAGGGUGAAUCCCUUUUGAACAAAUAUAUGGAAAUUCUAUCACCAUGUGAGAUUGAAAAAGUUAUGAGUUUUCAAAGAGAUGAGUUGAGGAAAAGUGCUUUGCUUGCUCGUGCGCUUGUCAGAACUACCAUUGCUAGAUAUCAGAUAAAUUCUUCAGUGACACCCAAAUCCCUCAAGUUUAGGAAUAAUGUUCAUGGGAAACCAGAGGUCGAUUGGUCGUGCAGUUACAAUUGGGAGCCGCCUUCUUUGCAUUUCAACAUCUCGCAUACGUCAUCUCUGAUAGCCUGUGGUGUGACAAUAAAUUCUCCUAUUGGUGUGGAUGUGGAGGAAAAACAAAGAACAACAAAGCACAACAUAUUGGCUUUAGCUAGAAGAUACUUCUCCAAACAUGAACUUGAAGUGUUGACUGCUAUUAGAGAUCCCUAUAUCCAGAACCAGGAGUUUAUAAAGUUAUGGACGCUAAAGGAGGCAUAUGUAAAAGCACUUGGGAAGGGUUUCUCGGGUGCACCUUUCAAGACAUUUACUAUUCGUGCUACCGGAGAACACUUUGAUCUGUCUCAGAUUUCAAGUGCUGAGGCAUGUGAAAUAGUUGUGGAUUCUCUUUAUAACGCCGAUGACAAUACAAGCAAUUGGCAGUUCAUGCUCCUGGAACUGGCUGGUUCUCAUUAUGCUGCCAUUUGCACAGAAAAGGAUGUCAAAUCCAAAGGUAAUUGGAAUAAUCCUAUGAAGUUGACAGUGUGGAACACAAUCCCAUUUGUUGAAGACGCACGUGUUUCUGGCUAAGUGGCUAAUUUAACAGACAAAUGAAGACCAUUUGGCUGACUGGGUAAUUUAUUGGAUGAAAUAAUGGUCAAAAACACACCUAAACUAUCAUUCCCUUUGUAUUAAAACACACCUCUAUGUUGAGUUGGCUAAAUAUUUGAAAUCAAUCGAUAACAGGCGUGUGGAGGCCAACUCAGCAACGAGGUGUGUUUUAAUACAAAGGGAGUGAUAAUUUAGGUAUGAAACUUGCGAAAAAGGUAAUAGUUUAGGUGUGCUUCUGACCAUUAACUCUUUUGGAUCCCAACAAUUUAUGCUGGAAAAAACAGAUUGUUAAUGCAAGCAUUCUCAAUAUUCUUGACCAUUUCUUGUGUAUCAUUGGGCCAACAACUAAAUAGUUAGUUUCAGUUUCAGUUUUCUUUUGUGGAUAGCAGACACUUGUGUAAUGUGGUAUCACUGGUAUUUACUACUAUUGUUUCAGUUUGCACUGAUUGUAGGCA
Molecule: messenger RNA, 1481 nt
Organism: Lycium barbarum (goji berry)
Lineage: Eukaryota; Viridiplantae; Streptophyta; Magnoliopsida; Solanales; Solanaceae
Exons: 9
Coding region: 85-1005 (306 amino acids)
Cellular component (GO): cytosol
Molecular function (GO): magnesium ion binding; holo-[acyl-carrier-protein] synthase activity
Source: RefSeq, a predicted model, not a curated record